Molecule: messenger RNA, 240 nt
Organism: Brenthis ino (lesser marbled fritillary)
Lineage: Eukaryota; Metazoa; Arthropoda; Insecta; Lepidoptera; Nymphalidae
Source: the annotation of a GenBank genome assembly
AUGAAAGAGGCUACGAACGAGCAUCGUCCCGAAGUCCCGAUCAAUGGGGUAUCGUAUGUCGGCCACCUGCGCGCCGUCGGCUCUUACAACAGGCACGCUGUAAGGCCGCUGCAACGCGGUGCGCGCAAUGAGCGUGACCGACGCGACAAUGGAGCCAGCGACGCGUGCGCACCCGAAGCGCACCUUGUUGCGCUCAGGCACGCGUACUACACUACUAUACUAGCUGUACACUGCUACCUU